UCUGAUGUGCACGUCGUACAAGAGCGGCACUUCUCAUUCAGAGCGGUCUGCUUCAGUGCUGAUACCCGUCAUCCAACGAAGCAGCCCAGCGGCCAUCUCUCCGGACAGGUGGGAUGGUGGCAGGGGAACCUCGGAGCCUGCCGGAGGGCAGAAGUCAAAUGCGAAGAAUAUCCCAAACUCUGUCUGUUCAUCAGAAACCGCCGAGGAAAUCUCGCAAGAAGCUCCAAGUUAUCAUCUGUGUGCUGCUUGUGGAGUUGUGUGAAAGGUUCACCUUCUUUGGGAUUGUUUGUAACAUGAUUCUCUUCUGCACUGUGAAGCUGGGCUAUGGCAACUACCUGGCCGCAACAGUCAACCUGUGCUUCAUAGGAGCCAGCACCCUUACUCCUGUUCUGGUCGGGUGGUUCGCAGAAACGUUUUUAGGACGGACUAAGGUGCUCUACUUGUGUGCUUUUCUUCAUUUCUUUGGCACGACCAUGCUGCCAGUGGUGGCGUUCCCCUUUGAAGAUUUCUACAUCGACACUCAUCACAUGUCCCACCAGCUGGACACUUGGGAGCAGCAGAUUUUGUUCUACAUGGGCCUCCUGGCCGCUGCGCUGGGCAUCGGCGGAAUCCGGGCCAUCCUUUGUCCCAUGGGAGCCUACAGCCUGCAGGCCUACAACCAGCACCAGCUCCUGUCGUUCUUCAACUGGUUCUACUGGCUGGUGAACCUGAACUCCACCGUUGUGUUCCUGGGCAUCGCUUAUAUCCAGCAGUCUGUGGCCCAGAACCUGGGCUUCCUGAUUCCCUUCACCUCCGUGCUGCUGGCUCUCAUCGCUAUUCACAUGAUGCGCAACAAACUCACCUACAAACCAAAUAAAGGUGGAUCACUGCUGACCACACUGGGAGUUUUUCUGAACUCUCUCAGGAUGUGCUGCCUCCACCGUCGCCACCUGAGUGGAGAUGUGGGUUCUUGGCUGGACCGGGCGAAGGAGAACAACGGCGGACGGUACAGCGAGACACACGUGGAGAACGUGAAAGUCCUGACCAAGCUGUUCCCUCUGUAUGGACUUCAGCUGCUGUACAGAGCCUGCGUCACACAGAUUCCCUCUGGGUACUACAUACAGACGAUGAACUCCAACCUUCACCUGGAUGUCCUUCUGCUGCCGAUCGGCGCCAUGAAUGUGAUCAGCAUCCUACCUCUGCUGCUUCUGGCCCCGCUGAUCGAGUUUGUGACCACCUGCUUCCUCUCCAUGGAGAAAACUCCUCCGGCACCUGCCAAAGUCAUAACUCUGGGCCAUGCGUGCGCCACCCUGUCUGUCCUGGUGGCAGGUUUGCUGGAGCUGCACAGGAGGGUUUACCCCCUGGUGGAGCAGACUCUCUCUGGGAAGGUUCUGCAUGUGUCAUCGAUGCCGUGUUUCCAGCUGGCGCCUCAGUACAUCCUACUCGGUGUGGCCGAGGCUCUCGUCACCCCUGCGUGUUCUCUCAUAUCCUUCCAGCUGACCCCGAGCCACAUCAGAGGAAUAUCACUGCACUUCCUCACUCUGUCCUAUGGAGGGGGCUGUUUUUUGGGAGCCUUCAUCGUUCAGCUGGUGUAUUUUUUCUCUGGAGGUAAAUUCUACCCAAACACCCUGCAAGAAGGAAACCUGGAAGUAUUCUUCUUCCUCUUGGCCACGUUGAUGGCUCUAAAUACUCUGGUAUUUUGGAGAGUGUCGUACAGGUAUGUAGACCUGAGCGUGCAGGGUAAAGCACUGACCACCAGCCCUCUGACUGAGAAGCUGCUGCAUUACAAGGCCACUCUGCGCUUCUACGACACAGUAGAACACCUCUCCGUUGACUCUGUCCUCUGACAGCUUCCUCUGAGAGAGCUCCAACAAGCGGCGCUGGCGCUGCACAUUACUGUCAGAUAUCGACAACAUGAGUGUUUGUAAGAAUGAGAAUCCAUGAAAUGUGAAUGUUUUUGUGGCUUUUACCGGAAAUGAACAUAUACUGUAGUUAAACAAGUGUGUGAUGAAAACUUUAUUUUGAAUAAACAUUCAUAUACAAGUGAAUUCAUUUUAGUUCAGUUGGAAAUCAAAUAAAAAACAUAAAGAUGUCAAUCACAGCUCCUUUAACCAGUGACUGAACUUAUUGGAAAAAAGUAUCUAUUCAGUCAAUUACAGCCAAAAUGUCUAUUUUAACAGUAAUAACAUAACGGUUUAAAUUUGAAUGUUAUUUUUUGAUCCGUGAUGUCAUUUCUUUAUCCUGUCAGUGAAUUACAUCAGUGUCGGAGGUACUGGUGUAACCAACAUUUUGAUUUAAUCAGUCCUGUCUCUAACCAGCAGAAAGGUGUUCAAAGUUUUUAAGGUCAAAAACUUCCGAAUAUUGUUGACUUGGUACAAAACGGUUUAGCUGUUUGAAAUGUUUGACUCUACAUGUUUAAAGCAUAUCUGAUUUUCCUGUCAUUUAACUUACUAAAACUGGAUAUCACGUCAUUAGUAAUAGCAUUUCUUGCAAAAAAAUCAUCAAUUUAUGCUUCUUAUUUGUUUACUUUGCUUUGCUACAACAGGUCUUGAAUGUUAUACCUGAUAUAAUAAAAUAAGUACUUGGAAAGCUUUUUAAAAUGUCAUGGUGCAGCGAGAGUUCAGAAAGAAAACAUUAAAAGAAAUUAAUUGUAUUUCUCUCUUUGAUUUUUUACAUUCACAAAAAGCCUGCGAAUAUGUUACCUAUUGAUUUCUGUAUAGAUCUUAAAUGUCUCUGUCAUAAAAA
Molecule: messenger RNA, 2724 nt
Organism: Cololabis saira (Pacific saury)
Lineage: Eukaryota; Metazoa; Chordata; Actinopteri; Beloniformes; Belonidae
Gene: slc15a5
Product: solute carrier family 15 member 5
Exons: 9
Coding region: 114-1826 (570 amino acids)
Biological process (GO): transmembrane transport
Cellular component (GO): membrane
Molecular function (GO): transmembrane transporter activity
Source: RefSeq, a predicted model, not a curated record